Messenger RNA from Radiomyces spectabilis, 513 nucleotides. RefSeq names its product ribosomal protein L23/L15e core domain-containing protein. Gene Ontology annotation, biological process: translation. The coding region runs from base 21 to 419 and encodes 132 amino acids. Gene Ontology annotation, cellular component: ribosome. The record is from RefSeq and is a predicted model, not a curated record. Gene Ontology annotation, molecular function: structural constituent of ribosome. NCBI's taxonomy places the organism in Eukaryota, Fungi, Mucoromycota, Mucoromycetes, Mucorales, Radiomycetaceae. The transcript is spliced from 2 exons.
CUCUUUUUGACUCGCUCAGUAUGGCCGACGCUUCGACUGUCACCAUUCGCACUCGCAAGUUCCUUACCAACCGCCUGCUCCAGCGCAAGCAAAUGGUGGUGGAUGUUAUCCACCCUGGUCUCGCCAACUUGUCCAAGGACCAAAUCCGUGAGAAGCUUGGCAAGAUGUACAAGGCCGAGAAGGAAGUCGUGUCCGUCUUUGGUUUCAAGACCCACUUUGGUGGUGGAAAGACCACUGGUUUCGGUUUGAUCUACGAUUCCGUCGAAGCUCUCAAGAAGUUCGAACCCAAGUACCGUCUUGCCAGAAUUGGUUUGGCCGAGCCCGGUAAGGGUGGUCGCAAGCAGCGCAAGGAAAAGAAGAACCGUGCCAAGAAGUUCCGUGGUACCAAGAAGUCCAAGGCUUCUGCUGGCAAGAAAUAAAUCCAUUGACCUUUGCAACCAUCCUCUUGUAUUAAAAAAUCACGCCAUAAAGCAGAAUUUCAACCCAAAAUACGACGAUGCUUUUAUCCAUGAU